AUGAAUGACUGGAAUUUGGCGCACGAGCGUUUCGUCUCUAACUGGAAUGGAACGUCUCUGUUCGAAGUAUCAUCAGUAAUUUCUGUAGCUCCAGCAAGUGUUCUACUCUACAGAAGUUUUUUGACUGUAUGGGGUCCCUCUAAGGGGUAUACUUUCAUCGUUGAAUUCAUACUCAUCAUGUUACCCCUACUGUCAGCUAUGACAUUCGCUUCAGACUUCAGUCUCCAUCUCAUCAUCAUUCUCAUCAUACUCUCAGCAUUUCUACUCAAGCAGUCAUCUUGUAAUACAGACAAACACCCAUCGUCAUGGCAACUCAUCGAGUUUCCCGACAAACUUCCAUUCAUCAGUGGCUAUCGAGCGUAUAUCAACAUCUCAACUGCUGUUGCUAUUCUAGCCGUUGAUUUCAAUAUAUUUCCACGUCGGUUUGCUAAAACUGAAACGUACGGUGUCAGUGUGAUGGACGUUGGUGUCGGAGCAUACAUUGUUGCUAAUGGGAUCGUAUCCGUUGAGGCAAGACGACACCAUAAUUUACACGUGGUAAACCACGUGGUAGGAACAUGUUAUGGUAGUAUUGUGUUGAUUGCUCUUGGAAUCGCUCGAUUAAUCGUCGUGAAGGUGAGCAACUAUCACGAGCAUGUGAGCGAGUACGGACGGCAUUGGAAUUUUUUCUUCACUUUGGCUGUGGUGAAAUUCGUAUCGGCGAUUUUCGUUCCUCUUAUUCCUCGUUCUGUGCCGUUUUCUGCAGCUUUGAUGGGAGGUUUGAUCAUGGGUUUAUAUCAAUAUGGUUUGUCUGUGUGUGGAUUGAAGGAUUAUCUCUUGUUUGGUUUCCAUGGCAAUGGAUCACGGUCGAAUGUUGUUGAUGCGAACAGAGAGGGUUUGCUGUCGUGUGUUGGAUAUCUUGCUAUUUAUCUGUUUUCUGUUGAGUUGGGAAGAGUCGUGUUUCGGAGAAGGUGGGAGGGUGUGAUAAAAACUGUGAAAGAGUGGAUCUACUUCUGUCUUUCUCUACUUACAUUUGACAUUCUCUGCUGGUUUCUUCUUUCACUAGCAACUCAACAUGUCGAUGCUGUCUCAAGGAGAAUGGCAAACCUCACGUACGUUCUAUGGCAGGUUGCCUACAAUACAUUCGCUCUCAUCUGUUUUCUCUCUCUUGAUAUCUUAUUCCUUAUCAUUGAAUUCAACCAUAAAACGUCAACCUCUCUCCUAUCAUGCGGCGUCCUCAUCGAAGCAAUCGGUCAACACCAACUCGUCUAUUUCUUGUCUGCCAACCUUCUCACCGGUUUGAUCAAUAAGAUGAUCUUCACACUUGCUGCCAGUUCACUCGUCGCAUUCAUCAUCUUGUCUGUCUAUUUAAUCCUCCUUAGUCUUCUCGUAUUAGUGAUAAAACAGAAAGGAAUAACAACAAAAGUUUGGUGAAUUUUAUGAUUUAUUUUCUGUGAUUUAUAUUGUGGGUGUUGAUUGACAUGGAAGGCGGCGAAGCUUAGUAUCACAAUGUGAUGUUGGAUUGAUUUGUCGUCUGAUUGUAUUACUGGUAAACAAUGCGGUGGUUUAGUUGACAUCAUCUGAGUUGAGUUAAUGGUUGUGUGUGUGUGUGUGUGUGUGUGUGUGUGUGUGUGUGUGUGUGUGUUGUGUGUGCAUGUGUGUGUCUUUCUGUCCAUUUUGUCUGUCUAUCUGUCUGUCUGUUCAUCUGUUUGUAUGUCUGUCUGUCUGUCCGUCCGUCCUUCUGUCUGUUUGUCUGUCUGUCCAUCUGUCCAUCUUCCUGU
Molecule: messenger RNA, 1760 nt
Organism: Corticium candelabrum
Lineage: Eukaryota; Metazoa; Porifera; Homoscleromorpha; Homosclerophorida; Plakinidae
Product: phosphatidylinositol-glycan biosynthesis class W protein-like
Exons: 4
Coding region: 1-1413 (470 amino acids)
Biological process (GO): protein localization to plasma membrane; GPI anchor biosynthetic process
Cellular component (GO): endoplasmic reticulum; membrane
Molecular function (GO): glucosaminyl-phosphatidylinositol O-acyltransferase activity
Source: RefSeq, a predicted model, not a curated record